AUGAUCAAGCGGGCCAAUAUGGUUCUGGGGCCCAAGCCGACCAAGGCAUGCGUCAACUGUCGGAGACUGAAGAUGAAAUGUGAGGUCUCAGGGGAUCCUCCAUGCCGUCGUUGCCGACACAAUCAGACGCCAUGUAUCUUUAAACCCAGAGCAAACGCGUCUGCAUUGCAUGAGUUGGUUGAAGAGGCCCACAGUGAGCUUCAGGCUUCUCGGUCAUCAACAUAUGAUCAACGAUCCGUUCUCGACCGACUAGAUCGAAUUGAGGCCGCACUGGGAAUUAGCCAGGAUGCACCGCAAACAAGUGUCUCGGUCACUGAGAGUUUGGACUUGGAUGAUGAACCAUAUUUAGUACCCCUGCAGGGCGUCUGGAAAGCAGUGGCUCACCUGAGGUCUAUAACACGCCCUGCGCCGGAUGAAAGUAUGUGGUCCAGGCCAAUUGUGAAACGCCUUUGGAGCUCAUUCCUGAAUAAUCUGCCACUUCUUCAUUUCUUGAAAGACCGAGAUGUAUUUACGUCGCCCACACCAUUACUUCUAGCUUCUGUGCUCUAUAUUUCUGCCCUUCACCACCACCAGCCCGAGUUGGCGGCUAUGGAAUCAGGCUACUUUGCAGCCACAUGCAGCGCAAUCGCCGAGCUGGUGACGCCGUGCUUAAAGCGAGAUGAAACUGUGGAAAGCGAUUCCUGUACUGAUGGAGAGCCAAUGGACGAUUCGAGAAGCAAGGAAGACAAGGUCUUUCAUAACAUUUUAGGCUUGAUCAUGGCGAGCCUAAGCUCUGAAGCUUAUAUCGACGCAACUGGCUCAUGGAUCGCAAUCGCAUACCGUCUCUGGCUAGAUCAUUGUCCCUCGGAAAUGGAAACUUCCACCCCUGACUGGCGAGGAUUAUUUUGUGGUCUCCAGGUCAUUGAUAUCGAGCAUGCGUCAAUGCACAUGACCCAUCCCCUGCUGCCUCGACAGCCACCGAAAUCUGAUAUCCAGCGUCUAGAAACUCAACAUGGAAACGCCUUCCAAGGUCUCGCUGAUAUGAUGCACUACGGCUUGAGCCAUUUUGUUGGCAAAGGCUUGCCGACUAUCUGGUGCUCAAUAAAUGCCGACAUUUCCGGCAAUAUCCCCGCUCCACAGUCCUCGUUCUCGGACCACGAUUCUGAUGUCAUUCGGCUUUGGGCACGUAAGCUAGAUGAUUGGCUGGUGCGAUAUAACGGAACAUCCCAGCCUAGUGCUUCAGAUCGACAGGGAAUUCUGAUACUAUUACAGUAUCAUUUACACAAGCUUUUUGUGCUGUCAAUAUACCACCCUGCUCGGGGGUUUGAUUUGAGCUCCGCAAAGAUCACCCCUGUCGAGAGACAUGAGCUGCUUGUUUCAGCAAGAGCUGUGCUGAGGCUGCGGCAAGAUGAUGCAAGCAUUUGGUCCAAUUGGGAUCUAAUCAUGAUAACUUGGGCCGCUAUGCUACUGCUACGUGGUGUAGAAGAUGGCAUGACACACCAAGAUGAUCUUCAUCUCAUUCAAGCACAUCUCCAAAGCCUCGAACGAAGUCAUCAGUCGGCAGCCAGCAUUCACACCGUUCUAUCCCAGCGCCUCGAAUCAAGCAUGCAGGCCAUGCACACUCCCCCGGAUACCAGCUCAGUAUUAGCAUUCCCUGGACCAAUGGUCGAUGACUCAUGGACUAUUUUCGACCAAGAAAUCAUGUCCCUGGCUAAUCCGCCUUGGCUGUUCCAAGACCCAACACCUUUUCCACAAACGCAGAAACCUUCAACACAAACAGUUCCAGAUGUCCAGCAUGGCUUGCCCUAUGACUCUGGUCUUUUGACACACACCGCCCAGCAAUUUUCAGCCAGUAACCAAUGGGGCAACGCGGAACAAUUGCCUGGUGCACUGCCAUCUACGUUGAAUAGAAUAUUUGGAAAUGAGAACGCAAAUCAUGGAAAUAGAUUGAUUUGA
This is a messenger RNA of Penicillium subrubescens, 1935 nucleotides long. RefSeq lists its product as uncharacterized. Gene Ontology annotation, biological process: regulation of DNA-templated transcription. Gene Ontology annotation, molecular function: DNA-binding transcription factor activity, RNA polymerase II-specific; zinc ion binding. Lineage: Eukaryota; Fungi; Ascomycota; Eurotiomycetes; Eurotiales; Aspergillaceae. Bases 1 to 1935 code for a protein of 644 amino acids. The transcript has 9 exons. The record is from RefSeq and is a predicted model, not a curated record.